UUCCCUUCUGCUUCCUUCCUUCCUUCCCCCGCCCGGAGAGCAAGAGAAGAGAAGGCGAUGGCGUCCUGGACGAGCACGGUGCACACGCUGGCGCCGUCCGCGCGCUGCCCGUUCCACGUCGCCGCGGUGCAGUACGUCCCCGCCGCCGCCCCAGGCAAGGACGGGCUGACGCUGGUGUUCCUGCACGCGACGAACACGCACAAGGAGUCGUACGAGCCCGUGCUAAGGCACCUGCUCGACAGGAUAAGCGUGCGCGACGUGUGGUGCAUCGAGAACCCGAACCACGGGGCGAGCGCGGUGAAGAAUAGAGAGCUGCUGGAGAGCGCGGAGUACAGGGAGACGUGGAGCGCGGCGGAGUACACCCGCGCGGCGCACGCGUUCCUCACCGCCACCGAGCACGGCGUCGACUUCCGCGCCCGCACCCUCGUCGGGCUCGCACACUCCGCAGCCUCCGCGCCGCUCCUGAUGCUGCAGCGCGCCGCGCCCGCGGUGCCCUUCGCGGGGCUCGUCUUCAUGGACGCGGCGAUCCUCCCGGUCGGGACGCGCGCCACGCAGGCGCUCUGCGCGCUCUUCGGGAACUGGGCCAAGUCCAAGCCGCACACGUGGCCCGACCUCGCCGCGGCGCGGCGCAACCUCGCCGCGACGGCGUUCCGCGGGUGGGACCCGCGCGCGAUAGACCUGUUCGUCCAGCACGCGAUCCGGCCGGUCGAUGAGUUGGAUGAAGGGAAGAAGGGCGUGACGCUGGCGUGCUCCACCAAACAAGAGGCGGCGUACUACCUCGCCCCGGGCGCGGACCUCGUCGCCGGCCCCACGCAGGUCUUCGACGCGCUCACCGCCGCGGACGCGACGCCGCUGCACGCGAUCAUCUGCCUCAACGACGAGUACAGGGGCAUGGGGACGGAGAUGAAGACGUACCAGAUCGAGCGCGUGAGGCGCAUGCGCAACGGCAGCGUGCAGAUCAUCGAGGGCGGGCACAUGUUCCCCCAGAUAAACCCGCGCGGCACCGCGCGCGCUAUAGAGAACGCGCUGGAGAAGAUACAGGCGCGGUUAAGGGGGGCGGCGCCGCUGAGCCGGCUGUGA
Molecule: messenger RNA, 1080 nt
Organism: Mycena indigotica
Lineage: Eukaryota; Fungi; Basidiomycota; Agaricomycetes; Agaricales; Mycenaceae
Exons: 4
Coding region: 58-1080 (340 amino acids)
Source: RefSeq, a predicted model, not a curated record